UAAGGUCAGCAGUCCCAGAGGCUACUCGGGCCCAGAGCAGACACCCUCAGCCCUCUCGGAGGCCCGCCUGGCGCCUGUGUCUCAGAGGAAAUGUCACUAGAGUUCGGACAUCUCCUGGGAUGUGCGGACUCCAGCCUCUCCCCUAGACCGCUGCAGGGGACAGCCCUGGAGGAGGCCUCCUCCCCAGCACCCCGCAAGCCCGCGUCUCUCUGGGCAGGAGCCCUGGUCCCACGGCUACCCACCCGCCUUCCUGCCCUGAACCAUCCCCGGGGCUGCAGAUCUGUGCCUCCUGGGAAGAUGCAUUUGCCCCUGAUACUGCUGGCCACAGUGGGCACCUGUCUAGGCCUGCUGAUGGCAGCUGCCACAGGCACUCACCCUGCCCAACUGGACACUCCCAGCAGGCUACCCACCCACCAGCGCCAGAAGAGACACUGGAUUUGGAACCAGAUGCACAUUGAGGAAGAGAAAAACACCUCGCUGCCCCAUCAUGUGGGCAAGAUCAUAUCGAGUGAGAACCGCAAGAACACCAAGUACGUGCUGCGAGGAGAGGCGGCAGACAAGAUCUUCCGGGUCAAUGAGGUCACGGGGGACGUGUUUGCCUUUGAGAGGCUGGACAGGGAGAAGACCUCCCAGUACCACCUCACUGCCCUCAUAGUGGACAAGAACACCAACAAGGAGCUGGAGCCUCCUUCCAACUUCCUCAUCAAAGUUUACGACGUGAAUGACAACUGGCCUGUGUUCACUCACCCGUUUUUCAACGCAUCUGUGUCCGAGAUGUCAGCUGCGGGAACCUCCGUCUUCCAACUGACAGCAGUGGAUGCAGAUGACCCCACCGUGGCAGAGCACACCACCGUCAUGUACCACAUCCUGAAGGGAGACGAAUACUUUGGCAUUUCUAACUCUGGACUCGUCUUCACCAAAGUCAACAACCUGGACCGAGAAACGCAGGCCAAGUACGAGGUCGUGGUGGAAGCCCAAGACGUCCAGGGCCUCCGAGGCGACUCCGGCACGACCACCGUGCUGAUCACCCUGGAGGACAUCAACGACAACUUCCCCAUCUUCACCCAGACCAACUACGUCUUUACGGUGCCUGAAGACAUCCGUGUGGGCAGCCCCCUGGGCUCUCUCUUUGUUGAGGACCCAGACGAACCCCAGCACCGGAUGACCAAGUACAGCAUCGUGCAGGGAGAGUUCAGGGACACCUUCACCAUCCAGACGGACCCCGCCCACAACGAGGGCAUCAUCAAGCCCACAAAGCCCCUGGACUACGAACGCAUCCAGCAAUACAGCUUCACCAUCGAGGCCACGGACCCGACCAUCAACCUCCGCUACUCAAGCAGCGUCUCCGCCAAAAACAAGGCCCGGGUCACCAUCCAUGUCACCGACGUGGACGAGCCCCCCGUCUUCCAGAAGCCCUUCUACCACUUCCAGCUGCAGGAGAACCUGAAGAAACCUCUCAUCGGCUCCGUGCAGGCCGUGGACCCCGACGCCGCGCGGAGGAGCAUUGGAUACUUCAUCCGCAGGACCAGCGACAAGGGCCAGUUCUUCCAAAUAAGCAAGCAGGGGAAUAUUUACAACGAGAAAGAAGUAGACAGAGAAGUCACUCCGUGGUAUAACCUGACUGUGGAGGCCAAGGAGCUGGAUUCCAGAGGGAACCCCACGGGCAAAGAAUCCAUCGUCCAGGUCCACAUCGAAGUUCUGGAUGUGAACGACAACCCCCCAAAGUUUGCCAAGCCCUACGAGCCCACAGUGUGCGAGAAUGCUGAGAAGGGCACGCUGGUGGUGCAAAUCUUGGCAACAGACGCGGAUAUAACGCCAAAAAAUGUGAAGUUCAAAUUCUCCCUGAACACCCAGGACAGCAACUUCACCCUCACGGAUAAUCACGAUAACACGGCCAACAUCACCGUCAAGUACGGGCAGUUUGACCGGGAGCAUACCAAGGUCCACCACCUGCCUGUGCUCAUCUCGGACAACGGGAGGCCGAGCCUCACCGGCACCAGCACGCUGACCGUGACGGUGUGCAAGUGCAACGAGCAUGGCGAGGCCACCUUCUGCAACGGGAAACUCUAUCAGGGCUACAACAUCAUCCCCGUGCUGGUCGCUAUCUUCCUCUGCAUCCUCACCAUCACAGUGAUCAUGGUGCUCCUCUUCCUGCGGCGGCGGCUCCGGAAGCAGGACCGGGCCCACGGCAAGAGCGUCCCCGAGAUCCACGAGCAGCUGGUGUCCUACGACGAGGAGGGCGGCGGCGAGAUGGACACCACGAGCAGCCGCGGCACCUGCCGCCGCCCACCCGGGGAGCUGGGGGACAUGGCCGCGGUGAUCGAGGUGAAGAAGGACGAGGCGGACCAGGACAGCAGCGGCCUGCCCUACGACACGCUGCACCUGUUCGACUACGAGGGCUCUGAGUCCAUCGCCGAGUCCCUCAGCUCCCUGGGCACCGGCUCGUCCGACUCCGACAUCGACUACGACUUCCUCAACGACUGGGGGCCCAGGUUCAAGAUGCUGGCCGAGCUGUACAGCACAGACUCCCCAGAGGAGCUGCUGUAUUAGGGGCGGGUGCCCCUGGGCCUGGGGACCCAAACCAUUGCGGCCCCAGCCAGCUGGACACCAGGCCUGACCUGGGAUGACAGCACGGACCCCCCAGGCCCAGCAGCCCUUCCUUGUGGGUCCCAGAGACCUCUCCACCCUGGGUAGCAAACUCCAGGUCCCUGAAAUGUCCAGGAACCUGUUCCCGUGGUGGCUACGCCCGAAAUGCUGGAAAAUCCAAGCUAGCGGUGCCUGGGCUCGGACAGCCACAUAACCCGGUCACCAGGACCACACGUCCAAUGCAGAGCCGUUUUCCCUAGCUCCUCAAAGAGCUGAUGCCCAGCUACCAGGGACAGGUGUUCCCCAAAGGUCCCUAAACCCCCCAGCGAGGCUGGGGAGGCCCUCGCACCUGUCUCCCUGGAGGCAAAGGGCAGGACAGGAUGACCUGUGGGUGACCCUGCCCGCAGCCCAGUCCCAAGGGAGCCCAGGGCCAUCCAUGCCACCUGCCCGGCUUCAACUUCCUCACAUCCUCCCCGCCCCCUCCCACUCCGAGGCCCCUGAAGAGAGAGGAAGGGGCCGUGGCAGCUAUCCACUGGGGUCCUCAGGGGCCCUCAUCCGCCUGCCACACCAGUUUCUGUCCUGCACUGAGCGCUGAGCCGCAGCCUGCGUCAGGGAAGUGGCUGGCUGAACUGUGAAGCAACUGUGAAUGCAUCCUGGAGGGACACGGACGAUCACGUGUGACAGACCAGGGGGUGAGGGCCACCUUCCAGAGGGGGCCUGGAGGGGCGUGACCCCAAUUGGAGACGCACUGACACGCCUCUAGUUUUGCCUGGGAAGUGGGGACAGAUGUG
Messenger RNA from Myotis davidii, 3377 nucleotides. It is a transcript of the gene CDH5, whose product is annotated as cadherin 5. Gene Ontology annotation, cellular component: catenin complex; plasma membrane; adherens junction. Gene Ontology annotation, molecular function: cadherin binding; calcium ion binding. The record is from RefSeq and is a predicted model, not a curated record. Gene Ontology annotation, biological process: adherens junction organization; regulation of establishment of cell polarity; cell-cell junction assembly. NCBI's taxonomy places the organism in Eukaryota, Metazoa, Chordata, Mammalia, Chiroptera, Vespertilionidae.